Messenger RNA from Kwoniella shivajii, 2139 nucleotides. RefSeq lists its product as uncharacterized. The transcript has 6 exons. Gene Ontology annotation, biological process: DNA-templated transcription; positive regulation of transcription by RNA polymerase II. Gene Ontology annotation, molecular function: DNA-binding transcription factor activity, RNA polymerase II-specific; zinc ion binding; sequence-specific DNA binding. The record is from RefSeq and is a predicted model, not a curated record. The coding region runs from base 1 to 2139 and encodes 712 amino acids. NCBI's taxonomy places the organism in Eukaryota, Fungi, Basidiomycota, Tremellomycetes, Tremellales, Cryptococcaceae.
AUGCCAGUCAGCGCAAGCCCUCGCUUGGACGAGAGGGUAAGACCCUCACCACUAAUAACUUCUUCUGGUCCUUCGCAAGGCAGAGUAGCUUGCAAGAGAUGUUUUAUGCGCAAAAGGAAGUGCGAUAAGCUACAGCCUCGCUGUACGGCUUGUGUAGAAGCUGAUGUAGAGUGCGAAGCUGGGAUUAAGGCAGUGGAAAGAAGUCUUGUCAUGCAGACACAAGAAUUACAGAAACGUAUAGAGUGGCUAGAGAGUUUGCUACAACACGGUCAACCGCCUUUAGGCAAUAUCAGCUCAUUGGCCACGGGUUCUUUAAACCCUGCUCAGAGGUUGCCAAUGAGAAGCAAUAACUCGCAACUGUCCCAGAAUGAUUUCACACUUGCCACACUGGUUUCGGCAAGUCUAUCAAUGCAAAGGGCAGAGAAUAUGCCUGAUCAAGGAUAUGUGGAAUCGAUUCCUUCUUCUGCUGCUUUCGGAUCAGGAUCUAGGUCAGUAGAGCUUGAAUUGGAUCUCUCCAUGACUUCAGCCUCUCAACAUCCUGUAUUGCCUUCGAUGGAUAGAGCAUUGGAUAUCAUGAACUCAUUCUUGGCAAGACAUCUUCAGAGUCAUCACUCGAUAACUAAAAAAGGUAUUGAAGAAGAUAUAAGACUUGUUUAUGGAGAGAACGGAAUGGUAGCUCGUGAUUUGGCCGGAAGUAGAUUUCGUUCUUUUUCAGUGAUUUUUCUUGAAACUAGUCCAGCAUAUCAUGGAGGAGAUCAGACGUUUGAGAAGGAAUUCGGAUCAUUGUGUAGAAAUCUAGCUUUAAAGGAAAUACCAAAUGUCAUUUCUAAAGAAGACUUAACAACUGUACAAGCUCUUGCGUUACUAUGCGUCUAUGGCGUCGAUAUACCUGGCGGACCAAGUUUAAGUCAAAUAGUCGGCUUCGCCGCUCGUGCAGCUAUGGCUAUAAAUAUUCAUCGAAAGGAUGACAUCUACCUUGCUCCCCUUCUGGGACCAUCACAAGAUAAGAGUGAUUUCAAGGAACAUAAUGAAUUGAGGAAAAACAUUUUCUGGGCUAUAUAUUGUUUGGAUCGCUUAGCAGCGUUCACUUUAGGUCAACCGGUAUCGAUAAGAGAUAGUGAUGUGGAUGUAGAACUUCCCGCAGAUCCCGCUCAACCAUCGUCUAAUAUGUCAGUUGAGGUAUCUGGGGUCGCGUUGCGCUGUCAUCAAAUUCAUCUACGCCGAUUAUAUGGUAUAGUCAGAGAAACAUUUUAUUCGUCCGCCGUCAAUCCCAAUCGGCCGCAAGAGGAGAAAGAAGCUAUUGUAGCAGAUUUUGUCUGUCAAGCUCAAGGAUGGUAUAAUCAAAGCCCCCUGAAAGCGGCUUUCGCCCCAAUGACAGAGGCUACUAUCUCGCGGCAGGUCGUCGAUGAUAUAUCGUAUCAUCAAAUGAUAAUGGCCGCACAUCGACCUUCACCUCUUAUACCCGAAAUCCCUUCUUCAUUCGUGACGACAUUGAAAUACUCCGCAACGCUUUCUAUCGAGCUUUAUCGUCAUUACUGCAAAAGCAAGAAAGUAUUGAUCAUCUGGACGCACCUUUAUCAGAUAUUCAUGUCCUGUACGACACUCAUAUUCUGUUUUGCCGAACAUCUUUCGCGUCCUGAUCUGGUUGAAGUACCUAAAGACGAAGUUGAAUGGAGGAUUGAGCAGUGUAAAGAUUUAUUAGCUAGAUUCGGUACAGCUUGGCCCGAAUCUUCGAGGUACAGGACAAUGUUCGAUAAUCUCGUUCGAUCUUUCAAGGCGCAAAUCAUAACAGGGUCCACAAGCGCAGUCGCUAGUGAGAGAGUUAAUGUUAAUAACAUCGUCUUUGGUCAUCAUCAAUCUUCAGAUAUAUCCAAUGGGCCACCGAACGAGGAUCAACGACAAUUAUCGCAGAUCACACAAAUGUUAUCUUCGAAUCCACAGAAUCAAGAAGAUGACGAUCAACAACGACAACAACAAUCAAUACAAACCGAAGUAUCACUAUUCGACUUAUUUGGUAAUUUCCCAAUGAUGGAAACGAAUUCCGAGAUGAAUUCUUCGGAACAAUUGUUCAACUCAAUGGUGCCUGCUUGGGAGUAUUCUCCUGGUUCUCUAGAAUCGAUGAACUCGGUGAUGAUAUGA